UCAUCCCAACAAAGCCUUUCCCUUAUCUUCUUCUCCACUCUCCACACUCCACUGCACUCAGAGAACCCAUCAGCCCAUCAAUGAAUUCCCACUGUUCCUCAGAUGAGCCACUGCAAGAAAGGCAAAAACCAGUGCACUCAAAUUGCCUCAUCUCUCUACCAUUCUAUUCGCCGCCAUUGUUUCACCCUUCAUUCUUCAGACACCACUCUAAGCCAAACCUCCAGUUGCUAAGAAUGGCGGAGGAUUCAUCGCGCGCUGUUCGCCGGUUCCACAGCUCCGUCGUCUCCGCCGCCGACAACUGCCUCAAGUCCCUGCAUUCUCUACUUUCCCAGAAUCCAUUUUUCAAAAAGCUGCUUUCUUUAUCUUCUCAUCUCCAAGAUAUCCGCCAGUUCCAGAUUGAACGCAGAGCUCGCCAGAAUUUCAAUACUCUAUCCAGUCACAAUUUUGCAGCCAUUAUACCGGGUGAUUCAGUGGCGGGAAUUGUGGUCACUAAUGGAAUUUUGAAUUUCUUGAACAUCUAUAACUCAUUACUCGUUGUCAGGCUUGUUUUAACCUGGUUUCCUAAUGCUCCCCCCGCCAUUGUCAGUCCCCUCAGCACCUUGUGUGAUCCGUAUUUGAAUAUAUUCCGUGGCAUUAUCCCACCACUUGGAGGGACUCUGGAUCUUUCACCCAUACUGGCGUUUCUCGUGUUAAAUGCCUUUACGAGCACAGCUGCUGCACUUCCCGCUGAGCUCCCACCACCUACAGGCGUGUCUCGGGAUGAUCCGCCUCAUACAGUGGAGCCUCAUCUUACCACGUCACAGAGGAAAUGGAUGAGACGACGUAGUGCUGGAAACAGGCCGAAGACUGCUGGUGGUGACAAAUAAGUUACCAUCUCCUGUUUCUUUGUAUGUAAUUCAUACCGUCUUAGGAUUGAAUGUGUCAUACGAUGAUGUCCUCGUUCAGUAAUGCGUGGUAAACAUCUCGAAACUGUUCUCAGUUUUGAUACUAAACAAGGCGUAAAUUCACAAUUGUAUGCUUGAAUUAGAUUUAUUUGUUAUUUCAAUAAAAAAAAGGUCACUUUCUGAGCC
Molecule: messenger RNA, 1070 nt
Organism: Ipomoea triloba (trilobed morning glory)
Lineage: Eukaryota; Viridiplantae; Streptophyta; Magnoliopsida; Solanales; Convolvulaceae
Product: ylmG homolog protein 2, chloroplastic
Exons: 3
Coding region: 81-866 (261 amino acids)
Biological process (GO): chloroplast fission
Cellular component (GO): membrane
Source: RefSeq, a predicted model, not a curated record